AUGGGCGCCACGGUUAAGCGACCAAUCAUAUUCGCGCUUUCUAACCCUACCAGCAAAUCUGAAUGCACGGCCGAACAAGCUUACACAUUUACCGACGGCAGAGCUGUCUUUGCAAGUGGAAGUCCGUUCGACAAGGUACAAAUCGCGGGUAAGACCUUUUAUCCGGGUCAGGGCAACAAUUCAUAUAUCUUUCCCGGUGUUGCCCUCGGGGCCAUCUGUUCCGGUGCCAGACAUAUUCCGGAUGAGAUAUUCCUUCACGCAGCUGUGGCUUUAUCUAACAUGGUCACUGAGCGCCAUAUGAAUGAAGGGCGCGUUUAUCCGCCGCUGUCUGACAUCCGGGAUAUUUCAGCAAAAAUUGCUACCGCUGUUGCGUCUUACUGCUACGAGGUAAGUGCGAUGCACCAGCUGUGUCACAAUAAUGAACCGUGGUGGUGAUU
This is a messenger RNA of Soboliphyme baturini, 437 nucleotides long. Lineage: Eukaryota; Metazoa; Nematoda; Enoplea; Dioctophymatida; Soboliphymatidae. The record is from the annotation of a GenBank genome assembly.